CAAUUAAUACCUUUUAUAAAUUGAAAUGAAUUGAUAACCCCGUACCUAUAAUAUACAUACAUAUAUAUAUAAACAAACCUACAUACUUAUGAACACACUCGUCAGCAUUCGAAAUUGAUAUUGAAACGAGGUUGUUGAUUGUAUAUAGUAAGUAGUUGGAUUAGAAUAGUGCUUUUUGAAACGUUUAAAGGAGCUUAUAGAAACUACUUAUAAUAAACUAAAAAUAUACAAAAUAAUAAAAAAACGGGGCUAUAAACAAUUGACGCCAGUGUAACGUGUUUGAGAUGUCCUUAAAAAGUGAUCAGGAGAUAUUGGAAAAUUCAAUGCACGAAGAUGAUCCAAAUGGCAAUUCCGCACUGGAGCAGACAUUUACAGAGAAAGCUUCACCGCGAUGGGGUCCUCAGCAUAAGGGAGCUCAAGAGUUGGCAAAAUUAUAUAGUCCAGGAAAACGUGCUCAGGAAUUUCUUUGUGUUUAUACAUGUAUUGCUCUAAUGAUAAUUGAUUUCAUCUUAAUAUUAAAACACUUUCAUUUCGAUCGAAUAAUUGUCACCUGCAUAUCAGCUAUAUGUGGUAUAAUUACAGCCGAUUUUGGUUCCGGUUUAGUGCAUUGGGCAGCCGAUACAUGGGGUUCAGUCGAACUACCCAUCAUUGGGAAGAAUUUUCUACGACCAUUUCGAGAGCAUCACUUAGAUCCUACGUCUAUAACUCGUCAUGAUUUUAUCGAAACAAACGGUGAUAAUUUUAUGGUCAGCAUUCCGAUAUUGGGAUUUUUGGCCUAUAGUUUUAAUACAAAAUCGCACAAUGACAUACAGCAAGAUUUUGGUUGGAUUUCGUAUUUAUUUUUAUGUUCGAUUUUUGUUGCCAUGACCAAUCAGAUUCAUAAAUGGUCUCACACCUAUUGGGGUCUACCAAAAUGGGUACUAUUUUUGCAAAAUUAUCAUAUAGUAUUGCCACGCAAACAUCAUCGCAUCCAUCAUGUUGCACCGCAUGAAACUUAUUUUUGCAUAACAACCGGUUGGUUAAAUUGGCCAUUGGAGAAGUUAAGAUUUUGGUCACUGCUAGAGAGUCUCAUCGAACAUUUCACUGGACUUAAGCCACGCGAUGAUGACUUAAAGUGGGCUAAAAAAGUUACAUAGCUAUUUAUAGAUUACAAAAAAUGGACCAAUAAAAUUUAAUUUACGAAAACUACAUACUACGACAUCUAAUACUAUUUAUUAAAAAAAAAAGCAACACAAAACAAUUAAAUGAAAGAAUUCAACUAUUUAUCUUGCUGAAUGUACAAAACCCCAAAAAAAGAAAGUUUAAAGAAAACAAUACGGACAAAAUUUUACAAUUUUUGCUACAUAUAAAGAAAAAAUUACAAUAAAAAACAUAAUGUUUUAAAUAGAAAAUCACAGUUUAGGUAAUUAAAUGAUUAUUUUGUUAAAAUCAAAAUCCUCUUAAAGAUAGGCUAUACAAACUACUUAAAAAGUAACACCUAAAAGUAGGCCUUUAUUUACUAUUAAACCUUCUUGCAAUGUAUGAAUAUUUUACUAUUAUAAACUGUGAUUCUCUUUUUAUAUUAAACGCAUAAUUUAUUUUUACAACUUUUUAUAUUGUUUAAAUAAGAUUUAAAAAGGGAACGAUUUUUUUUA
Molecule: messenger RNA, 1634 nt
Organism: Lucilia cuprina (Australian sheep blowfly)
Lineage: Eukaryota; Metazoa; Arthropoda; Insecta; Diptera; Calliphoridae
Gene: Kua
Product: plasmanylethanolamine desaturase
Exons: 6
Coding region: 285-1136 (283 amino acids)
Molecular function (GO): oxidoreductase activity
Source: RefSeq, a predicted model, not a curated record